This is a messenger RNA of Thlaspi arvense, 895 nucleotides long. The record is from the annotation of a GenBank genome assembly. NCBI's taxonomy places the organism in Eukaryota, Viridiplantae, Streptophyta, Magnoliopsida, Brassicales, Brassicaceae.
AAACAAAGAGAGAAAGAAACGACUUUUAAAUUUAUAAAUGUAAACGAUCAGUCCACGAACCGUGAAAACUUGGUAUUAUACGUCCCUGAGACUUGAAAGAAUUAUAUCAUCAUCACUACUCACUAGGCGUAUAUAACAAUAGCUCUCAAGUUUUUUCAAUUUUAUAUCCUUUGGUGGGUAAGAUUAACAGGGCGCGACGAGUGAUGGAAGUUCAAGGUGUGCAUGACGGCAAACCUCAAGCUGACGGCGAAUGGUCCACCGGUUUCUGUGAUUGCUUCUCGGAUUGCUCCAACUGUUGUAUAACAUUUUGGUGUCCUUGCGUUACGUUUGGCCAAAUUGCCGAGAUUGUUGACCGAGGUUCCUCGUCAUGCGGUACGACCGGUGCGUUGUACGUUUUACUGGCGGCACUCACGGGUUGUGGAUGCAUUUACUCGUGCUUUUACAGAACCAAGAUGAGAAGACAAUAUAAUCUUAAGGGUAGCGAAUGUGGAGAUUGUCUCAAACAUUUCUUUUGUGAGCUUUGUGCCUUAACGCAAGCCUAUCGCGAGCUCCACAACCGCGGUUUUGAUGUACCCCUCGGAUGGCACGGAAACGUUGAACGUCAAAGUGGCGGCGUAGCGAUGGGAGCUCCGGUUGUGGAGGGCGGCAUGAUGAGAUAAAUUACAUUGCCGUAUGUAUAUGCGAAUUACUUAUCUUUCAUUUUCUUUGAAAUAAUGACAUUAUUCGGGUUUGUGACUUUGUCUUUGUGUUUUUUGGCUCUCUUGUGUUUGCUUGUAUAAAAUUUAUUUAAUAAUUGGUCAUGCAGUUGUGACUUUGUUAGAAUUUUAGCGAAGGCAAAAAAGCGGUCCUAGUUAUAUAGUUUGAUUUGUUCAUUGAAGUAUAUUAAUGUUUGGGC